AUGAAGUGGAUACUGUUCUUUGGGGACCUUAUUGGGUCCAGCAUCUGUGGCCAAGAAAAGUUUUUUGGGGACCAAGUUUUCAGGAUUAAUGUCAGAAAUGGAGAUGAGAUCAGCAAACUAAGUCAGCUAGUGAAUUCAGACAACUUUAAGCUCAACUUCUAGAAAUCUCCCUCUACCUUUGGUCAUCCUGUGGAUGUCCUGUUCCCUUCUGUCAGUCUGCAGCCAGUCAAAUCCUUCCUGAAGUCCCAAGGCUUAGAGUACUUGGUGACUGUUGAAGACCUGCAGGCCCUUUUAGAUAAUGAAGAUGAGGAAAUGCAAUACAAUGAAGGUCAAGAACGGAGCAGUAAUAACUUCAACUAUAGAGCCUAUCAUUCCCUGGAAGCUAUUUACCAUGAGAUAGACAGCAUUGCCAGAGAUUUUCCUGACUUGGCGGGCAGGGUGAAGAUUGGGCAUUUAUUUGAAAACCGGUCAAUGUAUGUACUGAAGUUCAGCACUGGAGAAGGCAGGCAGCAGCUGACCAUUUGGCUGAAUUCAGGUAUCCAUUCCCGGGAGUGGAUCUCACAGGCCACGGUGAUCUGGACUGUAAAGAAGACUGUAUCUGACUAUGGGAAGGAUCCAGCCAUCACCUCCAUCUUGGAGAAAAUGGACAUUUUCUUGUUGACUGUGGCCAAUCCUGAUGGAUAUGUAUACACACAAACUCAGAACCGAUUAUGGAGGAAGACAUGGUCUCUAAAUCCUGGAAGCUCCUGCGUUGGUACCGAUCCAAAUAGAAAUUGGAAUGUUAGUUUUGCAGGAGAGGGAGCCAGUGACAGCCCUUGCUCCGAAGUAUACCGUGGAGCCCACGCCAGUGCAGAAGUGGAGGUGAAACUGGUGGUAGAUUUCAUUCAAGAACGUGGGAAUUUCAAAUGCUUCAUCGACCUGCACAGCUACUCACAGCUGCUGACGUAUCCACGUGGGUACAUGGUCAAAAAGGCCCCGGAUGCAGAUGAGCUGGAUGAGGUGGCAAGGUGUGUAGCCAAAGCUCUGGCUUCGCUGUCAGGCACUGAGUACCAAGUGUGUCCUACCUGCACCACUGUCUAUCCAGCUAGUGGCAGCAGUGUUGACUGGGCAUAUGAUAAUGGCAUCAAGUAUGCAUUCACUUUUGAGUUGAGAGAUAUUGGGCACUAUGGCUUCUUCCUGCCAGCCAACCAAAUCAUCCCCACUACAGAGGAGACCUGGCUGGGGCUGAAGACCAUCAUGGAGCAUGUGUGGGACAACCUCUCCUAG
Balaenoptera acutorostrata (minke whale) is the source of this 1266-nucleotide messenger RNA. It is a transcript of the gene CPA4, whose product is annotated as carboxypeptidase A4. Gene Ontology annotation, molecular function: metallocarboxypeptidase activity; zinc ion binding. Gene Ontology annotation, biological process: proteolysis. The transcript is spliced from 11 exons. The record is from RefSeq and is a predicted model, not a curated record. NCBI's taxonomy places the organism in Eukaryota, Metazoa, Chordata, Mammalia, Artiodactyla, Balaenopteridae.